Molecule: messenger RNA, 966 nt
Organism: Penicillium cinerascens
Lineage: Eukaryota; Fungi; Ascomycota; Eurotiomycetes; Eurotiales; Aspergillaceae
Product: nitronate monooxygenase
Exons: 4
Coding region: 1-966 (321 amino acids)
Molecular function (GO): nitronate monooxygenase activity
Source: RefSeq, a predicted model, not a curated record
AUGUCAUCAACUGAUCAAGAAAAAGACCUAAAAAUCCUCAAAGAAUGGUUCCCCUAUACGACGAGGCCGUUCAUCGCUAAUGCGCCUAUGAUCGGAUUUGCCGAUUUCCGCUUAGCAACAGCAGUGACGAAAGCCGGAGGUCUAGGAUUCAUCGGCGGAGCAUUUAACUUCAGUGCCGAAUCAGCUCAACUCGCAAAGCUAGACGGCGAAUUGACUAAAGCGCGAAGUGAGCUAGGAAUCACUGAUUCCGGUACUUUACCGAUUGGCGUGGGCUUCAUCACCUUCACGCCGACGGGGUUCGAAGAGAACGUUGUUCCCCUGCUGGAGAAGCAUCGGGUGUCUGCUGUAUGGCUGUCCUUUCCACAGUCGGAUGACGACCAUGGGCCUCUCAUCAGUGCUAUUCGUGAUGCACAAACGAGAACUGAAUGGUCGGUUAAAGUCUUUGUGCAGGUUGGAACUGUGCAAGGUGCUGCGACGGCUGCGGAACAAGGUGCGGAUGUAAUCGUUGUGCAGGGGAUUGAUGCUGGAGGUCAUCAGUGGGCGAGGGGUGCUAGUCUUAUGUCGCUUCUGCCUGAUGUGAGAGGGAGCUUGGGAAAUGUUUAUAAGGUCGCUAUCUUGGCGGCUGGUGGUAUUGUUGAUGGGAGGGGAUGUGUUGCUGCUUUGGGACUUGGAGCCGAUGGGGUUGUUAUGGGGACUAGGUUCGUUGCAACUGAGGAGUGUCCAGCUCCACCCCAUAUCAAAAACUCGAUAGUGAAAGCCCAGGAUGGCGCUUUCUCGACCGUCAAGUCUGUCCAACAUGAUGUCUUCCAAUCUACCGAUGUGUUCCCAAGGCAAUAUGAUGGAAGGGCUCUGAUUGGGAUCAGUUGGACUGAAUCACAGAGCGGAGUCAGUGAUGAUGAAGUCAUUCGGCGAUAUAAGGAGGCUAUCAAGCAAGGAGAGGAUCAUCGACGAACCGUCUGGGCGUGA